Sebastes umbrosus (honeycomb rockfish) is the source of this 6643-nucleotide messenger RNA. It is a transcript of the gene wnk4a, whose product is annotated as WNK lysine deficient protein kinase 4a. Gene Ontology annotation, biological process: negative regulation of sodium ion transport; protein phosphorylation; monoatomic ion homeostasis. The transcript has 21 exons. Bases 404 to 4855 code for a protein of 1483 amino acids. NCBI's taxonomy places the organism in Eukaryota, Metazoa, Chordata, Actinopteri, Perciformes, Sebastidae. Gene Ontology annotation, molecular function: protein serine/threonine kinase activity; ATP binding; potassium channel inhibitor activity. The record is from RefSeq and is a predicted model, not a curated record. Gene Ontology annotation, cellular component: cytosol; cytoplasm.
UCAGGGAGGUCGGCGCUGGUUAGGGGUUUUAAAGAAUACUAGUUUGCAAACACUCCUCAGAUCCUGCACUAAUUACUCCCUCUGCAGAUUGUGAUUAGUGCGUGAAGCUGCGGCGAUGGGCGGAGCUGGAAGCGCGCACAUUACGCACAUUACGCACAUUACGCACAGCCCUCCGGAGCUCUCUUGAUAUAGGCAGCUCCGUCCUUUCAUCGGAGGUUAUUAUGGCUGAGGACUUUGUGAAGAGAAGAGAAGAGAAAAGAAGAGCACAACUUGGAUUAUUUGAUAUGAACUAUGCGUUUAUCUGCGUUUAUGUGCGUUAAUUUGCGUUAAUGUGGAUUGUUUUUACGCAGCAGCUGUGAUGAGUCUCUGAACUAAGAAGGCGUUGAAACCUGCUGCUACAACAAUGACACAUGCACAGCUUGAGCUUCCAGUACGAGGUUUCCCAGGCCUCUCUGUGGAGAUGACCGACGACUGCUUGUCCAGGGUGCCAUCCGUGCUGAGGACGCACGGUGGUCUGGGUGCCCGGAGGAACUCUUAUGGGCUGCAGAAAAUCACCAUGGACAUCGAUUCUCCUCUGUACAGUGGAGCCCUCUCCAAAGCUUUGUCCUGGUCAGCUGAGAACAUCCUCACACUCCCUGAGUCCAGAGCAGAGGAGGAGAAACCCGAGGACUUUCCACCGUCUCCAUCUCCAGUCUCCAGCCCCGGAACCAGCUCCAACACGCCCGCCAGCAGCCAGGAGCCAGUCCCUAGACCUGGAGCUCAGGACGCCAUCAGCUCGGAGUCUGAAAAUGAACUUCCCAGCAGCAAACAGCACAAGAUCUCUCCUCGCAUCACGUUUGAUAGCCAGUGGGAGCAGGAAGAGAAAGAGGACGUGGAGACCAAAGCUGUGGCAACCUCUCCAGAUGGACGGUACCUCAAAUUCAACAUAGAGAUUGGAAGGGGGUCUUUCAAGACGGUCUAUAAAGGACUGGACACAGAGACAACAGUGGAGGUUGCAUGGUGUGAGCUACAGACCCGUAAGCUGACCAAGGCGGAGCGACAGCGUUUCAGUGAGGAGGUGGACAUGCUGAAGGGCCUGCAGCACCCGAACAUCGUCCGCUUCCACGACUCCUGGAAGUCGUCGGUAAAAGGCCACAAGUGCAUCCUCCUGGUGACUGAACUCAUGACCUCAGGCACGCUCAAAACGUACUUGAAGAGGUUCAAGGAGAUGAAGCUGAAGCUGCUGCAGCGCUGGAGUCGUCAGAUCCUCAAAGGGCUUCACUUCCUGCACACGCGCUCUCCUCCCAUCAUCCACCGGGACCUCAAGUGUGACAACAUCUUCAUCACCGGCCCCAUCGGCUCCGUCAAGAUCGGAGAUCUGGGGCUGGCCACUCUCAAAAGUGCCUCUUUUGCCAAAAGUGUCAUUGGAACACCAGAGUUCAUGGCCCCAGAGAUGUACGAGGAGAAGUACGACGAAGCGGUGGACGUCUACGCCUUUGGAAUGUGCAUCCUGGAGAUGGCCACCUCUGAGUACCCGUACUCCGAGUGCCAAAACGCCGCCCAGAUCUACCGCAAAGUCACCAGUGGAAUGAAACCUGACAGCUUCUACAAGGUCAAAGUCCCGGAGCUCAAGGAGAUCAUCGAGGGCUGCAUUCGUAUGGACAACGAUGAAAGGUACACCAUUCAGGACCUCCUGGAACACCCCUUCUUCCAGGAGAACAAUGGCGUGCACGUGGAGCUGGCGGAGGAGGACGACAUGGUGAAGUCGGGCCUGAAGCUGUGGCUGCGCAUGGAGGACACCAAGAAGCUCCACGGGAAGUACAAGGACAACAACGCCAUCGAGUUCCUCUUUGAGCUCUACAAAGACGUGCCCGAGGAGGUGUCUCAGGAGAUGGUUGUUCUUGGCUUUGUGUGUGAGGCAGACUUCAAGCUCGUGGCCAAGGCCAUACGGGACAGGGUGGCGACCAUCAAGCGGCAGAGGGAGAAGCUGAGGCGGCAGGCGGAGGAGCGGAAGAAGAAGCAGGAGCGAGAAGCUAUAGAAGAAGAAGCAGGGACUCACUCUCCUUUACCUAAAGUCGGAGACCUCGUCGCAAGAGAGUCCCCGACCCCGGCGCUGACCCCUCCGGCCCCCAUCCAGUCCCCCGUCACCAGCUCCGUGGACUCUGGAGUCAGCUCCAGCUACCCUGCAGAGCCAGAGGAGCCCGAGGCAGACCAGCACUUCCACAUCCGCCACAACAGCUUGUCCUCUGCUAACUCUGACUGCGAGACGGACGGCUAUAUGAGCUCCUCUGGGCUUCAGGACCCGCUGGAGGCCGGCAGCUUCAACUCGCCUGCGACCCCUCCCACCACGCACACCGACCCCCCGGUCGCAAACGGUCUCACCAUCCCAGCCCUCCGCUUCCCCUCGAGUAUUGCAGUAUCCAACAACAUAGAGCCGAGCGGCUUCAGCUCUCCUGUGGACAGCUACGCCUCCGAUGUGACGUCAGGCUUGAGUGACGGCUACGAGGGCCUAUCGGAGAAGAGCGAUAAAACGGCUGCGAGGCGGACAGCUGGGAAACUGUUCAGGAGGAGGGCGCGCUCUAGGCUGCGCAUCACAGGGCUCUCUGAUAAAGUGGACCGGGUCGUGGAGUGUCAGCUGCAGACGCACAAUGACAAGAUGGUGACCUUCAAGUUUGACCUGGAUGGAGAUAACCCUGAAGACAUCGCUGCUGUCAUGGUGCACAACGAGUUCAUCCUGCCAUCGGAGAAGGAGGGCUUCAUCCACCGCAUGGGCGACAUCAUCAAACGGGCCGAGGCUCUGAUGGCCAAAGAGCAUCCGCUCCUCUCCAACGGGCACCGGCUCCCCCAGCCCGCUUUCCACAACGGCGUUAACUCGUUGUCUUCCUCACAGCCUAAUCUACACAGUCACACCCUGCCUCGAACACUCUCCUCCUCUUCUCUGCCUGACUUCUGUGUGGCUAACCAGAGCGUAGGGGUAUGUGGCCCCAAUGGAGACGUCUUCAGUGCAGACAUUACUUCACCCGGGCGACCUCUAUUACGCUCGCAGUCUUUCCACAGCGGCCCAGGGUCUCCCCUCCAUUAUCAGCACAACCCUGCGUCUCUCCUGCCGCACCACCAGCACUACCACUUGCCCUACAUGGGCCACAGUCACUUCCCGUUCCCGUACCCCGGCUCUCCGGGUUCCCCCAAGCCAGGCCUCCAUCCUCCCCUCACACGAGUCGCCAGUACCCCGGCCUUCUCCUCUGUUCCCUCCCCAGCCCCCGGCUCCCAAAGUCCUCACAAUGAGACCCCGAGCCCUGUCAGCAGUGAUGGUGUCACCUUGUCCCCAUCUUCCCCUCAGCAUCCCAACAUGUGGCCCCCCCACACGCAGCCCCUGUUUUCCUUAGCGAAUGUCAUCUCCAUGGCCAUGAGCAUGGCCCAGUCUUUCAUCCCUCCUUCGAGCCUGCCCGCCCAGGGGAUGUCCCCCUAUCCAGGCUUCCACCCCCAGCUACCCCCCACUCACAUGACCCAACAGUCCGGUUACCCCUCCAUCUACCCACAACAUUACCAGACCUCGCCAGGAGAGGCCCCUUACGCCUACCACAGCCCUGAGAGUAUGCCUCUAAUGGAUGGUUUUCCUCAAAGCAGUCAUCCAAACUGGCUUCAUACUGUCUCUCCACCUUCUCUGCCUUCCACUCCUCCACCGGUUCCUCAGGAGCCUUUCCAGCAGCCGGUUGGACUCUACAGUCCCCCCACCAGUCCACCCAACCUGAGCCAGGAGGACAGUCUCCACAGUUAUGUGGCCUCAUACUUGGUGCCGGUUCCAGUCCAGGAUGAACCCAAAUCAGAAGUGUCCAGUUCAGAUCUUUCCCCGUCACCCCCAGAGAGCCCAGAAAGCACUUUAUCAUCCUUCAGUGCUCCGUUGCACCCCACUGUACCUGAGAUGAAAACCAGUACCCCCAAACCAAAAGCCUCCUCUACUGAAUCUGAAGUCCAGUCUGCACCAGUCACUGUCGGGCGAUUCCAGGUGACUCCCAGCAUGCACAUCCCUGCGCUCGCUGUUCCAGCACCCGCCGCACCAGAGCCAGCCGACGACGGCAGCACGCCGUCAGAGAGCAGCACCGAGGAGCAGGGCGAGUCUGAGACGAGCCUGGGCACCUCCCUCACCAUGUCGCCUCCUCACCAGCAUCCCCACAGAGGGUCCACCACAGGGGUCCUUCAGGAGGCCGACGGGCAGGUGGGAUGGGCCGGGAGCCAGGAGCAGCAGCAGCAGCAGCAGGACGAGGAGGAAGGGGACGAGGAGGAGGUGGUGGAAGAGGUCGUCGGGGAACGACCGAGGACGAGGAAGAGGAGUCGGAGGAGAGCGUACAGCAUGAGCCUGUUGGGAACGUCUGCGGACAGCGGCCUCUCUGUGACGAAUGCUGAGAUGGAGGGGAGGCUGUGGGACGGGGCGGCAGGCAGCCCGCAGUACAGCAACGCCCUUCACCAUCUAUGGAUGACGACAUACAACCGCAACGCGCCCUACAUGAGCAGCGAUGACUCUGACAGUGAUGACGAGGACAUGAUGGUGGAGCUUCAGGAGCUCAGAGAGAAACAUCUGAAAGAGGUGCAGGCCCUGCAGGCCACCCAGAAGAGAGAGAUUGAAGAGCUGUAUGAGAAGAUGGGGAAGACUCCUCCUCCAGGCAUCGUCUCUCCUGCUGCUAUGCUGUCCAGUCGACAGCGCCGUCUGUCCAAGGGGAGUGGAUUCCCCUCGUCCCGCAGGAACAGCCUGCAGCGCUUGGACAUCUUGCCACUCCAAGGUAUCAUUAGGAGAAACUCCCUUGGAGGCAGCAGUAGCGGCUCCCAGGAUAAACCAAGCAAAGGCGUCACCUUUGCCACUGACAUUAGUAGAAUGUAAGAAACUCUCAGCCAAGCACGCUGUAUAUCUGGACUACCUCAUCUGAAGUGUGACUGCAGUGGUCAAACCCGUCCUGCAGGUGGAUCGCUUUAACACUUUUCACUGGCACACCGAUCAGCAAACUGCUUCCCUCUGCCAGUGGUCAUUUACCUCAACGUAUAUAAAUAUAUAUAUAUAUAUAUAUAUAUAUAAACAUAAACAUCAAUAAAGCUGGAUUUACACAGGAACUGUAAUAUCCCGUUUUCAGCCCUCUGAAAAUCUGAUCUGGUGAAUUUGUUGCAGCUGAAGAACAGAAACACUUCCAAAUCUGGUUCAUGUUAAAAAGCAUUAUUGCUCUCUUGUAAAUAAACUGUCAGACCCAACGGUUCAGAAUGAAACUUCCGUCCAGGCUGACUCUCCGUUUUCUCUGAGCAAAACGUUAAACGCAGUCAAGCGAUGGUACAAAGUGCUGCAGAGUUGUGCGGCACUUUACUACGACUUUGACCCAGAAUGAAGUUCCCGUUUUCCUGCUACACUGCCGUUAAUCAAUCUGAGCACAGUGAUGUGAACCACAGCAACACUUUUACUGACAACCGUCGUACACGCAUGACAACAUUUCGGAUAAUCUCGCAACUUAUUUGCUUAAGUUGAAUGAUGUCUCAGCACCUGCUGACUGCACAGUGACUCUGAUUAUUGCACUGUGCAGUUUGAUUUAUUCAAAUGUGCAUUAUGAACACAUUUAGUUGUAGUACGUCUUUUAGUGACAGGAAGUUCUCUAGACUCAGCCUGGAGAGGUUUGACUGCAGUCCCGACGUUUUUAGAUGUAGCGAAAAUGAGUUUUGUACAGCAGUACAAUAAGGGGAUAUUAUUUCUAUCAACACAUACAUGUGAAGUUGUUAAUGCUUCAGAAAGAAACAGUCGUACAACAGUUAUAAAUGUAGCUUGCUUCAGCAGAAAGAAUCUGUCAAACGUGCAUAAGACAUCAAAUAUUAUAGCUGGUUUCAAAUGACAAAAUGAUUUAUGUGCAUUUAUAAGUUGUGAAAAAUCUAGUUUUUAGACUACUGGCUUUCCUGUUGAUUGUACAUGUGUAUAUAGUAGAGUGCAUUUAUAGAUCAUGUUUACAGGUCAGGAGUAAACUAAACAUGUCAACAACCUUAAUUCUUGCUCAAGCAAUUUAUUGUCGCUUGUUCCAUAGAUCAAGCACCUUGUGCACUUUAGCAACUUCUACUCUUGUUCUCAAUCAUUUUAACACUUUUGUGGAUAAAACUGUGUUCAUUCGAGGAAGAGCGGAUAUGUCUCACGGUAUUUUGUUUCCUAUAAGGGAGGUAGAGAAUAUUCUCCAGUUUAUUUUUGAUCACAGCAACGACGAUCUACCCUCCCCAGUUUCAAAUAAUUAGUGCAUUGUGGGAUAUAUCUAGAGAAAUCAGUCCAAAGCUGUGAAUGUUUAGCUGUUGCCUUAUAAAAUAUUCACAACACACACUGAAUUUUCUGGCAGUGGAACUCCUGUAAGAUUUUCCAAAGUUCAUAAUAUAUUCAAAGAAGUUUCAAAAUUUUGAAUGUAAAUAUAUAAUUGUAUUGCUUUCUGAAGCUGCUGCUGUCCUGCCAUGCUGAAUCUGUGCCUUUCCCUUACAAUGUCUUAUUUUAUAUUUUUACUCUCAAGAUUUGGUGGCUAGAUCAGACUCCUUAUAUCAAAUUUUGACAAAAAUAAAUGCAAUUGUAAAUACCACAGCUCUUUUGUCAUCUUUGCUGCUUCGCUCUGUGUCUUUUUUCCUCACAUGAAUAGAUACACAGAAACAUUGAUUGUGUUUU